This is a messenger RNA of Oldenlandia corymbosa var. corymbosa, 876 nucleotides long. NCBI's taxonomy places the organism in Eukaryota, Viridiplantae, Streptophyta, Magnoliopsida, Gentianales, Rubiaceae. The record is from the annotation of a GenBank genome assembly.
AUGCCCACUCCACCACUAUCCCCUGCCAGAGAACCAACUCCACCGCCGCCUCCACAACCACCAAGGGCUUUGCAAGAACAAGCCCUCAAUGCCAUCACCGAUGAGUGGGAGCCGAGAGAUGAAGUAUUUGUCGGAGGCAUCAGCGUCAAUUGCAGCACAGAAGCUAUCAGGGCCAUCUGGAAGUUACCAAGAAUCAGCACUGAUUAUAGGGAAACCCUUGCUGCCCUGCAUCCAAAUCAACCACUGGAACACGCCGUCCUGUCUAGAUUGGCAAAAGAAGGCACAGGCUGGGAGAUGGAUGAUCAAGAAAACCCUCUGGGAUUUCCAGGAAACGCGUUACAGACGUCUGAUUUAAAUUUGUGGCACCAUUUCAUCUGCUGCAAUCUGAUGCCAACAUCCUACACCGCUAAGGUCACCUAUGAGAUGGCUCUGCUGCUGUAUGCCAUUGUCACGGACACACCAUUUGAUGCAGCCUCAGUCAUCCGAGAUCAGCUCACCCGAUGCAUCACUGAUCCAAAGGUGAAGAGCUGGUAUUUUCUAGUUAUGAUCACCAUGCUUUGCAAGAGGGCAGGGGUGACCUUCCUACACACAGACGUAGAGAGCAACUUGCAGCAACCAUUGAGGAUGCAUAAAUUGGACCAAAAACCCCCAGGUGCCUCAUCCUCAGGACAAGCAACAUCCACUCCCACUCCAGCUGGACAAUUGAGGCAGAGGGAUUUCAACAAGCAGACCAGGUUCAUCCUGGAUUAUGUCCAACAAUGCCAGAUGAGGACAGAGAAAUUCCUGCAGGAAAUGCACAAGUGCAUUGGAUGCCCUGAAAACUGCCCAAUGCCGCAUGAUCCACCAGUCCACCCACUCCAUGGCAUGCCUCAAUGA